AUGGAAUCGCAUAUGAAGAAGCAGUGUUCGUUUAUGUUGAAACUGAUGACCAUGCUACCAGGAGCACCUACACUAGUGGAGACUGAGGCGACAGACGGAUACAUAGCUUCACCAAUUUGCGAGGCGAUCGCCAGGGUAACAGUCCCGCACGAGCUACGACUCCCUAUUUUGACCACCCUCUAUGGCGGAAUAUCCGACCCCUACAGGCAUGUAAACGUCUACAAGCAGCGAAUGUGGCAGAUCGGCAUCCCGUACAACCUGGUUGAACCUGUCAUGCACAAAUCUUUUGGAGGUACCCUCGACGGAGCAGCUCUGGAAUGGCUCAUGAACAUCACCCCCGGAUCCAUAUCCUGCCUUGCUGAUCUCAUUAACGCCUUCUAUCAACAGUUCUGUAGCAGUCGUCAACCAGAAAAACAGACGAGUGACCUCUAUCGGUUGGCCCAAGGACCAACCGAGUCGACAGUUAUCGAAGCAUUCAAGAGAGGUCUCAUCCCCAAAUCGGAGUUGUACCGGGAGAUUACCAAAUAUCCCUACGCAACCUUCGAGGAGAUCAGAUCGAGAGCCACUGCCCAGAUGCGGAUAGAGGACGACGAAGUUACACGGUCAACAGCACCACGACCAGCAGGGGGCAGCAGCGACAGGCGGUCGUACACCCCGAGGAACAAUAGUUGGCGACAACAACCAUACAACCGCCAAAACCAGGUACAGAAUGUCAAUCAAUACAAUGAUACUAACAAUGUUUACAGGAAUGAAUGGGCCGAUCACCCUGACAUCUCCGAAUAUGGCUUCAACGUCGACAUCAGAGGCGUCGUCAACGCCCUUCAAAAUGUAGGUGGAACAGUCAUGUGGCCUAAAAAGAGCGAUAUGCCGGAUCCCAUUACAGACAUGAGCAAAUGGUGCGAGUUCCACCGCGACAACGGCCACAAAACAGAAGAGUGCAUCUCCCUUAAAAAGGAGGUUGCAUAUCUUCUAAAGAGAGGACACCUGAAGGAGUUGCUGAGCGACAAAGGGAAGGAGACAUACAACAUGGGAAAACUGUUAGGUACUGUCGUAUCGCAGGUAGCACCGUGUCGGAUGAACAAGUCAGACGUAGCACCAAGCGACGAGAAAGAACUAGAGUCCGCAAAGCGCACCAAGUACCAGUCGCGUUACAAAACCGGCGGAAAGCCAAAGAAGCUGACAUUUGAGAUGCCCGACGAGUUUGAAGAUAUGAUCUCGUCCGACGAGGAGCCCUAUGAAGAGUAA
Spinacia oleracea (spinach) is the source of this 1245-nucleotide messenger RNA. RefSeq lists its product as uncharacterized. Lineage: Eukaryota; Viridiplantae; Streptophyta; Magnoliopsida; Caryophyllales; Amaranthaceae. Bases 1 to 1245 code for a protein of 414 amino acids. The record is from RefSeq and is a predicted model, not a curated record. The transcript is spliced from 4 exons.